Messenger RNA from Clunio marinus, 1211 nucleotides. NCBI's taxonomy places the organism in Eukaryota, Metazoa, Arthropoda, Insecta, Diptera, Chironomidae. The record is from the annotation of a GenBank genome assembly.
GACGCUUUAAAAUAAAAUUCCGUGGAAAUUGUUUUGAAUCAUUUCAAAUCUGAUGUCAUUAAUUUGAAUGAAAUCAUUAAUAAAAACUAUCUAGUGUCAUCAAUUUAUAAUUUCAAAGCAUGUUCAUAUCGUUAAAAAUAUUAUCAGUCUCUAAAAAUAAAGUGUCAUCAAGUUUCUGCAGAUAUUUUUUUAAUUUUUUGGGUUUGCUAUCGCGGUCAUCAGUGAUCAGAGAUCUGACAUUUUGUUUUGUUUCAACAUACCUACAUUUCACAAUUUAAAAUAAAAUAUGGAUUUUCCAGUGAUUUUAGUAGUUUCAAAUUGUGCACAGACAUCGGCUUUAGACGUCAUAGCAAACAUAAGAAAAAUUUCAAACAAUGAGCAGAAUCACAAGAGCAAUGACUCAACUUUAUACCUUCAUGAUAUCAACACAAAGUAUUAUAACACUCAAGUGGCGCUUUUCCCCAUAGAUGAAGUAGAAAAAUUGUCGGCGUUAGAAAAGAAUGCUGUGGAAGGCUUUCUUAUAUAUUUCGAUUCAAAGGACCGAACUACUCUGGACAUACUUGACCAAUAUGUUGAGUUUAUAAAAUUCUAUAACAUUGAAUUUUGCAUAAUGUUAUGUCAAAAACUUUCUGAUGACAUUACGACUGGAGUUACAUUCAAAUGCAUAAAGGAUUGCUAUCAUAUGUUAGACAUCAUAGAAUUGGAAAAAGAGGACGAAUGUGAUGAUUCAGAAGAUGAUUGCUUUAAUCCUUCAGGCUAUGAAGAGUUGGCUCAAGCAUUACGAAGCUUCAUCUGGUCAAAUGUUGAUGUAAAUCAUGUUUCAACAAAUGGCGAAUCUCGAAUGUCUAUCGUGGAAAAAGACAAUGAUGACAAUCCAAGUGAAGAAGUUGAUGUUGAAGGUGAACUAGAAAACUUUGAGAAGCUUUUAAAUCAAAUGAUGCAAUUCCGUCCUGCUACAAGCAACAUGUCACGUGAAGAUCGAUUGAAUUGUGCUCAAGAGUUUGCUGAAAUAUUUGAAAAACUAAUAAUGCAAGAUGAAGAUGUAGAUAAUUAAAACAAUAAUUAACUAUGCAAGAUCGUAUGACGUUAUUGUUAUUUUUUUUCAUUAUCUAGAUGAAUGUUUCCAAUGCCCUUCAUUCACAGAAAUCUAUAAGCUUGUUUAAGUAAUAAAUUUAUAUCUAAUCAGAGUAAUUAAAAGCAUAUUAAAAAAA